AUGGGUUUUCUUCUCCAAAACCCAUUGCUAAAUCUUGCUCAUACUUCUGGAAGUCCUCGCAUAACAGCAUUCUCCGGUUACCACCGUAAAUGCAAUGCAUCAGCUCCGCCGAAUCAAGUACCCGUACAAGGCCGGAAAUCAACCUGGAAGCAGUCUACAAAGUCUGACUGGGCUUCUGAAUUUCGAUCCAAGUCCAUCAACUGUGUCCUCUCCGGCACUCUAGCUCUUUCACUCUCUCUUGCUGGAGUUGGAAUUGCUGAGGGGAAGACUGGGGUAAACAAACCUGAAUUACUUCCUUCAGAGUUCACAACAGUUAUUGAUGUUGCCGGGUUCCUCUCAGAUGGCCAGGAGAACAGAAUAGCGAAAGAGAUCGAUGCCCUUGAGAAAGAUACUGGAUUUAAAUUGAGAGUGUUGGCGCAGAACUACCCUGACACUCCUGGAUUGGCUAUUAAAGAUUUCUGGAAAGUGGAUGAUAGAACAAUCGUCUUUGUUGCUGAUCCUACGUUCGGUAACAUAUUGAACUUCAAUGUGGGUGCUUCCGUGGACUUAGAUAUACCUCGUAGCUUUUGGAGCCGAUUAGCUGGGAAAUAUGGAAAUAUGUUCUACUGGAAAGAAAAGGGAGAAGAUGCAUCAAUUGAAGCUGCUGUUAUGGCCAUAGGGACCUGCUUAAGAGAACCAGUUGGUUCAAAUAAUUGCUCAGAGGUGCAAUAG
This is a messenger RNA of Oldenlandia corymbosa var. corymbosa, 711 nucleotides long. The record is from the annotation of a GenBank genome assembly. NCBI's taxonomy places the organism in Eukaryota, Viridiplantae, Streptophyta, Magnoliopsida, Gentianales, Rubiaceae.